ACCGCGACAAACAAGAUGGCGGCCGCCGGGAGCGAUCCCCCGGGGCCGAGGCCUUCCUCUCUGCAGAGCCGCGCACGAGCCGGAGGCCGGUCCACGCUGCUGCGCUCAGAAAAAGAGCGUCAGUCUUGCAGGUCUUCCUUUCCCAUGGGGCAGAGGCCGGAAGGUACUCUCCACAAAGCCUCCUCCUACCUGCUCCAGCAGCUCAUUCACCGCUCUCGGGAGUCGGACGCGGGCGGAGAGGAAUACGGGGACGACUGCGAGGGCGAGGCGGAGUCCGAGGAGUCCUCAGAGUCCGAGAUGCUGAAUUUGGAGGAGGAAUUUGAUGGGGUCCUGAGAGAGGAGGUCGUGGCCAAUGCCCUUCACCAGUUGGGGCGCUCAGGCUCUGGUACUGAGCAGGUCUACCUCAAUCUAGUUUUAUCAAAUUGUGACUUAAUUGACAUUAGCAUUCUCUGUGAAUAUGUUCACCUACAGAAGUUGGAUCUUUCAGUCAAUAAAAUUGAAGAUUUGUCUUGUGUGAGUUAUAUGCCUUACCUUCUAGAACUUAAUGCUUCGCACAAUAAGCUGACGACGUUCUUCAAUUUCAAGCCACCCAAGAAUCUCAAGAAGGUGGAUUUUUCCUACAAUCAAAUUUCUGAAAUGCGUGAUUUGUCGGCAUACCAGGCUCUCACUAAACUAAUUUUGGACAACAAUGAAAUAGAGGAGAUCAGUGGGCUAGAACUGUGUAGUGGCCUGACACACCUGAGUCUGGCCAAGAACAGGAUCACGACGAUUAACGGCUUAGGCAUACUACCCAUCAAAAUUCUUUGUCUGAGCAAUAACCAGAUUGAGAAGAUCACAGGUUUGGAGGACCUAAAAGCCCUGCAGAUCGUGGAUCUGUCCCAUAAUCAGAUCAGUAGCCUCCAGGGCUUAGAGAACCAUGACUUCCUGGAAGUGAUCAACCUGGAGGAUAAUAAGAUUGCUGAGCUGGGUGAAAUAGAAUACAUUGAAAAUCUACCUCUCCUUCGGGUUCUCAAUUUUCUAAGAAAUCCAAUUCAGGAAAAAGCUGAAUAUUGGUUCUUCGUGAUUUUUAUGCUCCUACGAUUAACAGAAUUAGAUCAGAAGAAAAUCAAAGUGGAAGAAAAGGUCGCAGCAGUGAAUAGAUACGACCCUCCCCCAGAAGUGGUCGCAGCCCAGGAUCACCUGACCCAUGUCGUCAACAGUGUGAUGCAGCCACAGAGGAUCUUUGACAGCACGCUUCCUCGUCUGGAUGCCCCUUACCCCAUGUUGGUGCUAGCUGGGCCUGAAGCCUGUGGCAAACGAGAACUUGCUCACCGCCUCUGCAGACAGUUUAGCACAUACUUCAGAUAUGGGGCCUGUCACACCACAAGACCACCUUACUUUGGAGAAGGGGAUCGAGUCGAUUAUCACUUUAUCUCUCAGGAAGUUUUUGAUGAAAUGCUAAACAUGGGGAAGUUCAUUCUAACAUUCACUUAUGGUCGUCACAACUACGGGUUAAAUAGGGACACCAUUGAAGGUAUCGCAAGAGAUGGUUUAGCAAGCUGUAUUCACAUGGAAAUAGAAGGUGUAAGAAGUUUGAAAUGUUCCUAUUUUGAACCUCGAUAUAUCCUGGUGGUACCCACGGACAAGGAAAAAUAUGAGGGAUAUUUGCGGAGAAAAGGAUUAUUCAGUCGUGUAGAGAUUGAAUUUGCUGUCUCCAGAGUGGACCUUUAUAUUAAAAUCAAUCAGAAAUUUCCAGGAUAUUUUGAUGCAAUCAUCAAUGCAGAUGAUCUGGAAGUUGCCUACCAAAAGCUGAGUCAACUCAUCAGAGAAUACCUUGGAUUAUCUGAGGAAACAUCGAAGAAUUUGGCUCCAACUGCAGCAGGAGCUCCUUCUAGCAAGAAGACCACCUCCGGGGUGCCAGCACACCUGGUCCCAUCCCCAAGGCGCUUGGCAAAACUGCAAGCAGAUGGCCAGAUAACAGAACGUCUCUCUGGAAUGCAGAUUCAAGCACAGGUCCCUGAAAACCAGAACCUAGCCCCCUUCCAGAACCAAGAGCUGACUCAGGGAGCAACCCAUCAAGAAGAAUGUUCUCCCAGUAGCCAUGUCAGUGCUGAGCCUCCUCCACAGCCCAGCUCAUCAGCACUUGGUGUUUCCCAGCAGGCUCAGGACUUAUCCCCAAACCAGAAGGAAGAGGAUGUUCAACAAUCAGAUCUUUCUUCAGAAAUACUAACGACAAAUGUCCCUGAAAAUGAGUCCAUGACAUCUGAGGCGAAAGCAGAUAUUAAGAUACCUCAGCUGAAAUCUGAAGAGCCUUCUAGGAAGCUCACCACUUGGACUUUGUGUGAUUUGCUGGAGUCUACAGACAGAAACUACUUUGUGAAAUUAUGGGCCAAACUUGCAGCCAAAAAAACCCCAGUGGAAAGAGAUUCUCUGGAGAGACAAUAUGAGACAGCCCGGCAGGCCCUGAUGGGAAAGAUACCUCCUCACCAUACCCUCCUAUUUCAAAGGGGUCCAGUGCCAGCCCCUAUUAUCAAUGGUCUACAUUAUUUUACAUCUUUAGAACUACAGAAAAGUUUUGAGCUUAGUGAAGAUUAUUUUAAAACUCUCAUUGGACCAUAUUCUGAGAAGAGUGGCAAGGAUCCCUGCAUCGUCAAGAGCUUUUCUACAAUAUUUCAUUCUUAUCCAUGGUCAAAAGAAAUGUCUUUUCAGCCUCCGGAGGGCAGUAUUUAUUCCCACCCAGGCUCAGGAGUGAGUGAGAGUGAGGCUGAGCAGACCCUAACAGAGCUAUGUAAACUGUCACAUCCAUGUGACAAAGGGACUGUCCAACACAGAAGACACACCAUCUCGGUCAUCAGCCACCCAGGUUUCAACACCAAACUCACCCUCCCUCCGAUCCCUCAGGGCCACAAGUAAACCAGUAGUUGACAUUUGGUCUUAACACACAAAACUUGUUCUGACCAUGUGAAUCCCUUUGUCUUAUCUGGCCCUAGGUCUUGUUUUCCACUCAAUCAACUACCUACAAAAGAACAUUCUCUAUGCCUUAAUUCUCUCAAUUUCUUUUGUGAUUCUCGAAGUGUCUUUUUAAAAUGCAAAUUAUUCUUAGUUUUUAGAAAUGUAAUUUUUUUUGUAGUUCUUAAUGAUUUUUCCAGCUGCUUCCUGCUCUUGAAAUAUCAGAUGGCAAACUCUCCCAAGAUCUCUGCAUUGCUGUGUGCAUAGUGAUUUUUGGAUAUAUCCAACUGGGAUUCUGCUUUGGAAAUUCCAGUGUGUCCAUUUAUAACAUUAGUGUGUACUCUAGGGGAUUGAAAUAUUUGGUCUUCUGAUAAUGAAAGGAUUGUAGAGUUCCAUUUAACUCAUGACCAACAGAAUAUUGACUGCAUCUCUCAAAGGGAAUUAAUGUAUUUUUUCAUUGUUCUUGACUUGUUGAGCGAUAUGAAGGAAUAAGAAUUAUCAGCUAUUUCUUUUAGUUCACCAUUUCCUGACUCUGAUUAUGUACUGCUUGUCAUUAGAAAUAUUUCUAAACAACUUUCUUCAUCUUUAUAGCUUCACUACCUAUUGUUGGCAGAAGAAAACAUUGGGUAGUUAUAGAUAAGGCUGGUAUUUGGCCGAUAUGGGCCAGUAAGACUAUCCUGGUUCUUAAAAAAACAUUGAAACAACACAUCUCUUUGGAUUGGUAGAUGGUCUCAUCUCUGAAUCUUCUGGGCAUGAUGAUUCAUGGGAACAGGAGCCUUCAUAUAGAACUGUACUAAUUGUUAAAUAUUUAAAAUAUCAAAACCCUCUAAUGACUUCCCUUUUAAAAAUAUUAAACCCCCCUUUAAUAACCCUUUUUCCCAUGCUUAAAUUUGAAUGUAACAUGAUUUGCUGUUGGCUUCUGUCUGCCACCCAGCCCUAUUAUCAACAGAAGCUACUUAAAGUUCUUUUCUUGGGGUUGGUGGGAGGGAUGGAAGGGGGCACUUGAAGGAAAGGACAAAGCUGAGCGAGAAAAGGGAGUUAGUCCUCUCUAAAGCAGUGAAGAGGCAGGGAGUGAAAUACACUUUAACACUCACUAGCAUAAUCUAAUCUUUUAAGAAGUUAUUAUGAAACGUUUCAGAAACACUAGAAGAUAUACAAGUAAUAGUUCCAACUUCAGACAACAUGGAGGAGAUGCACUUUUCCCUAUUUCUUCCACUAAGUACAGUCAAAUCCUAGAAAUUGUAUCUAAAACAAACAUAAGAAGAUUGAGAGGUGGAAGGAAGAAGGCAGGCUAGCUGGGGACCUUGGGACCCAAGUAACAGCAGAGCAAUGAGUUCCCUGGGUAUCUUUUUUGGCUCAAAUAUCCCGAACUGGGGGCCAGAGAAACUACAACCCCAAAACAUUAAUGCUAGAGACCACAAAAGCUACAGCAAAAAGCUGCUCUCUUUGGCUAAAGGACUCGGAAAGGGAUAGCUUUGUAAGACAGAAAACUUUUAGACAGUAACAGCCUACUUUAGUCAAACACUAUGGAUAAAACUGUGGCCCUACCCUGUCAACAGAGGCUUUUCUGGCUAUAAGGAGGUUCCUGUCGUUCUCCCUUCUGGGAUAGUGUCAGAGAAGUUCUUGUGGAGAGCCAGGAGCUGCAACGCUACCCAAUAUCAGUGAAACCGCCCCCUACAUACACAGUAUCAUUGAAGGCUUGUAGGGACCUGGACUUCCAUUCCCUACUCGAUAGUACUGAGGCACUCCUUUCCCUUCCCAUCAGGGUAGUGUUGGAGAAGGUCUUGUGGAGAUCCAGGACUUUCACCACUGACCUAUCUUCUUGCAGUGUCAGUGGAGGCCAUGUGGGGAACAGAAAAUUUUAAUAAGAUCCAGAUUCUCGUAACAUAAUAUCCAAAAUGUCCAAGAUAUAGUUAAAAUACAAGAAAAAUAAAACUCAUCAAGAAUCAGAAAAACUUCAAAUUUAAUGAGAAAGAUAACAUAUGCCAAUGCCAAGGUGAAACAGAUAUUGGAAUGAUUGGACAGAUUUUGAAAUAGCUAUCAUGUAACUGCUUCAAGAAGCAAUUAUAAACAUGACUGAAAAAAAAAUGAAAAAGGCAGACAAUCUCAGCCAAAAAAAAAAAAAGAAAGAAAGAAAAUCUUAGCAAGUAAAUGGAAGACAUAAAGAAGAAAAAAAUGAAAAUUUUAUAUCUGAACAAGACAGUAGCUCAUUGGAUGGACUCAGCAGUAAAAUAGGACAGAGGAGGGGAAAGUCGGUGAACUUGAAGAUAGAGUAAUUAAAAUUACCCAGUCUGAACAAGAGAAAGAAAAUAGACUGAAAGAGAAAAUCAGCUUCAGGAACAUGUGGGACUAUAUGAAAAGAUCUAAUGCUUAUGUCAUUAGCAAUCCAGGAGAGCAAAAAAGAGUAUGGGGCUGAAAAAGUAUUCAAACAAAUAAUGACCAAAAAUUCAGCAAAAGCCAAAAAUCUACAAAUUCAAGAAGAUGAUGAAACCCAGACAGGAUGAACACAGAUAAAUUUGCAACAAGACACUUCAUAAUCAAACUUUUGAAAACUAAAAACAAAGAAAAAUAUCUUAAAGCAAUGAGAGAGAAUGUAUCUUAAUUAUAGGGAAAUAAUUAUGAGAGUGGAUUUCUCAUCAGAAAUCAUGGUACCACCAGAAACCAUGGAAGUAGAUCAACAUUUUCUAGUGUUAAAAGAAAAAAAGCCUGUUAUUCUAGAAUUCUGUAUUCAAUGAAAAUACCCUUCAGGAAUGAAGGAGAAAUCAAGACAUUCUCAAGUGAAAGGAAAACGAAGAAACCAUGCUGCCAGCAGAUCUAUAUCCUAAAGGAAUGGCUAGAGAAAAUUCUUAAAACAGAAUCAAAAUGAUAAAAGAAGGAAAUUUGGAAACAAGAAGGAAAAAAGGAACAAUAAAGUAAAAACAUGGGUAAAUACACUAGAAGUACCUUCUCAUCUUGAGUUUUCUAAAUUUGGUUUGACAGUUGGGGAAAAAUGAUGACAUCUAAUGUGAUUCUCAAUAUAUGUAGAAGGUAUGGAUAAUUAAGGAAAGUAUAUUAUAAGCAAGAGUAAAGGGACUUAGAGUGAGGUAAACUUACAUUUCUCUUGAACUGUUAAAAUGUUAACAGUGGUAGACUGUGAUAAGUCACAUGAAUAAUGUAAUACCUAGAACACCACUAACAAAGCUACUUUGUGAGGUACAUUCAAGAAGCAUUUGAAUAAAUAGGUAGAUAAAUAAAAAUGGAAUUUUAAAAACAUUUCAGUGGCACAUGAGAAGGCAGGAAAAAGAAAAUUGAGAACAGAGAACAAAACAAAAAAACAAAAGCAGCCUUAAGGCCUUAUAUAACAAAAACGUUGGACUAAAUGGUCUAAACACACCAAUUAAAGGCAGAGGUUGGCAGAAUAGAUUUUAAAACCUGACCCAAUUAGAUACUAUCUAUAAGAAACUCACUUGAAAUUUAACAAGAUAGGGUGGUUGAAAGUAAAAGGAUAGAAACGUUUUUGUAUAUAUCAUGCAAAGAUUAAUCAAAAGGAAGUAAGAGUGAUGAUAUUAGUAUCAGAUAAAGUAGGCUUCAGUGCAAAAUUUUUGACAAAAGACAGAGGUAUAUUAUAUAACAAUGAGAGAAACCUCAACAAAUUUAAAGAAUUGAAAUCAUGCAGCGUCUGACCACAACAGAAUCAAACUAGAAUAACAGGAAGAUAAGAGAAAAAUUACAAACAUCUGGAAACAAAUGGCACACUCCUAUAUAACCCAUGGGUCUAUGAGAAACUCUCAAGGAAAUAUAAAAAUACAUCAAACUAAAUGAAAAUGAGAAAACACCGUAUCAAAAUUUGUGUGAUGCAGCUAAGCUGGUGCUGAAAGGGAAAUGUAUAACACUAAAUGCAUACAUUAGAAAAGCAGAGGAUUUUUAAAUCAAGAAGCUCCUACCUCAGGAAUCUAGGAAAAGAGCAAAAUAAACCCAAAGUAAGCAGGAGGAAAUAAUGAAGGUAAGAGCAGAAAUCAUUGAAAAUGAAAACAAAAACAAUAGAGAAAAAUUUACAAAACACAAAAGCUGGUUCUUUGAAGAUCAGUAAAAUUGCCAACCCCUCUCUUGAAAAACUGAGAAAGAAAAAAGAGAAGACAUAAAUUAUCAAUAUUGGGUGUGAAAUGGGAUGAGACCACAGACUUUUCAGACCUCAAAAGGCAGUAAGAGAAUACUACAAACAACUCUACA
Messenger RNA from Canis lupus familiaris (dog), 7137 nucleotides. It is a transcript of the gene LRGUK, whose product is annotated as leucine rich repeats and guanylate kinase domain containing. Gene Ontology annotation, molecular function: protein binding; GMP kinase activity. The coding region runs from base 16 to 2892 and encodes 958 amino acids. The transcript has 21 exons. Gene Ontology annotation, cellular component: cytosol. The record is from RefSeq and is a predicted model, not a curated record. NCBI's taxonomy places the organism in Eukaryota, Metazoa, Chordata, Mammalia, Carnivora, Canidae.